Messenger RNA from Octodon degus (degu), 3582 nucleotides. It is a transcript of the gene Ift56, whose product is annotated as tetratricopeptide repeat domain 26. The transcript is spliced from 18 exons. The coding region runs from base 85 to 1749 and encodes 554 amino acids. Gene Ontology annotation, biological process: intraciliary anterograde transport; intraciliary transport involved in cilium assembly. Gene Ontology annotation, cellular component: ciliary base; intraciliary transport particle B; ciliary basal body. Gene Ontology annotation, molecular function: protein binding; intraciliary transport particle B binding. Lineage: Eukaryota; Metazoa; Chordata; Mammalia; Rodentia; Octodontidae. The record is from RefSeq and is a predicted model, not a curated record.
ACAGAGCGCGCUGGACGGAUUCGGCGGAGCGCCGGAGCGCGGCCUUCGCUGUCCGCAGAGAGGACCCGCAGGACCAACGCCAAGAUGAUACUUUCAAGGGCCAAGCCCGCUGUAGGCGGGGAACCACCACAGACUAACAAAAGGAAGAAGAAAGGCAGGAAGAUUCCAAAACUGGAGGAGCUACUUUCGCAGAGAGAUUUCACUGGAGCCAUCACUCUACUGGAGUUCAAGCGUCAUGUUGGGGAACAAGAAGAAGAUACGAAUUUGUGGAUUGGAUACUGUGCUUUUCACCUGGGUGACUACAAGAGGGCUCUGGAGGAAUAUGAAAGCGCAACAAAAGAGGAGAGCUGCAGCCCUGAAGUCUGGGUGAACCUGGCCUGCACCUACUUUUUCCUUGGGAUGUAUAAACAAGCGGAAGCUGCAGGAUUUAAGGCUCCAAAAAGCCGACUACAAAAUCGCCUGCUCUUUCAUUUGGCUCAUAAGUUUAAUGAUGAGAAAAAACUGAUGAACUUUCAUCAAAACCUUCAGGAUAUCACAGAAGACCAGCUAAGUUUGGCCUCAAUCCACUAUAUGCGGUCUCACUACCAAGAGGCAAUUGAUAUAUAUAAGCGAAUACUGCUGGAUAACAGGGAAUACCUUGCCCUCAAUGUCUACGUGGCCCUCUGUUACUACAAGCUCGAUUACUAUGAUGUGUCUCAAGAAGUUCUGGCUGUUUAUCUCCAGCAAAUUCCUGACAGUACCAUUGCGCUUAACCUGAAGGCCUGUAAUCAUUUUCGCCUUUAUAAUGGCAAAGCAGCUGAGGCAGAACUCAAGAGCUUGAUGGACAACGCUCCUUCCUCCUUUGAAUUUGCUAAAGAACUCAUCAGGCACAAUCUGGUUGUCUUCCGAGGGGGUGAAGGGGCUUUGCAGGUUUUACCUCCGCUGGUGGAUGUCAUCCCAGAAGCAAGGCUGAACUUGGUGAUUUACUACCUACGUCAGGAUGACGUACAGGAAGCUUAUAACUUAAUUAAAGAUCUGGAACCUACUACUCCUCAGGAGUACAUCCUCAAAGGAGUGGUCAAUGCGGCUCUGGGCCAGGAAAUGGGUUCGAGGGAUCAUAUGAAAAUUGCCCAGCAGUUCUUCCAGUUGGUAGGCGGAUCUGCAAGUGAAUGUGAUACCAUUCCAGGGAGGCAGUGUAUGGCUUCCUGUUUCUUCCUGCUUAAGCAGUUUGAUGAUGUCUUGAUUUACCUCAAUUCAUUUAAGAGCUACUUCUACAAUGAUGACAUCUUUAAUUUUAAUUACGCCCAAGCCAAAGCUGCAACAGGCAAUACCAGUGAGGCAGAAGAGGUGUUUCUCUUGAUCCAAAAUGAGAAGUUGAAAAAUGAUUACGUUUACCUCAGUUGGUUAGCGCGCUGCUAUAUCAUGAAUAAGAAGCCAAGACUGGCCUGGGAACUGUAUCUCAAGAUGGAAACCUCUGGCGAGUCCUUUAGUCUCCUACAGCUCAUUGCUAAUGACUGCUACAAGAUGGGCCAGUUUUACUAUUCAGCCAAAGCUUUUGAUGUCCUGGAGAGGCUGGACCCCAACCCGGAAUACUGGGAAGGCAAACGGGGUGCGUGUGUGGGCAUUUUCCAGAUGAUCCUCGCUGGCCAAGAACCCAAAGAGACCCUCCGAGAAGUGCUGCACUUACUGAGAAGCACGGGUAACACCCAAGUAGAAUACAUCAUCCGAAUCAUGAAGAAAUGGGCCAAAGAGAACAGAGUGCCUGUCUAAAAUAGCUCCGGGGAGCAGGUCCGAAGAGCCCGCUUCUGUGCUUCUGUAAAACUGCAAAUCACUUUCUUCAAGCUGAGAUAAGACUCAGGGUUCUCUUCCACUGGCACUUCCCUCCCUUGGCUUCAGGCCGGGAGGGCGACUGCCUGUGGACGCUGCCUGAGUGAACGAGGCGGCAGGUGGCCCUGCGAGCAGUAAGACUUCCGACUUCUCCAGUGCCUUUCUUCCAGAAAUCCUGGAGCGCGUUCCUCCGUGCCCUGCUGAGCUGAUGGGGAACUCCAGGGCCUUCGUCUCUCCCUCUCUCCAGAGCGUUCCUGACAUUUCCUCCCAGCAGCAAUAACGGUGUUUCCGAUGCUCGAGAAUCACCAUCACCCUCCUGGCCUGCUUUUAGCCAUCUCUGCACAUUUCCCUUUCCAGUGGGGCUCCCUGAAAGACACCUUCGAGACCUGGGAGAACGGAGACUGUAACCAGCCGGGGACCCUAGCAAUGGGAGGAGGCGCCUGUAUGGACUGUCCAGUCAUGAGCAGGUAACAGGCGCUGGGGCCUCCGCGCCGGGAUUAAGCUGUUCCCCAGAACAUGUUACAAGGCAGCGAGAGGAGCACUGCAGAGUUUUAAAAGUGAGGGCUGUGGAUGUCGCUCUGUGGCGGGGCAUUUGCCUGCCAUGCACACGGCCUUGGGUUCAAUCCCCAGCCCAGGAAAUAAAGUGAGUACUACGGAAAAAAUAUUUGUGUUGUGCCUCAGUAGGUAUUCAGGCAAAAAAAAAAAAAGUCUAUACAUCUCAUUAUUCAGUUCUCCAUUAUAGUUUAGAUAAUGAAGCAGAUUAAGGUCUUCUUAAUAUUUCUGCUGAAUAAACCUCCAUUUUGAAAGCUGGCUACAAAGUGAAGAGAACCAGAAAGGAUCCCUCCCGAGAGGCACUGAGGUUAGGAUUCCCACAAGCACUAGUGUGUUUCCACCUUUUCCCCAGCAUGGCGCUGUGGCUAGAACUGGUGUAUAGGUGGAGCCAGGAACACAGCAAGGCUGCAGCAGCCUAGGACCGGAGGAGACCUGAGGCUGGAAGCAGCCUUCUCCCCUGGGCGGCCGCAAGGAACUCUCCUGCGCAGCUCAGGAAGGGGGCCAGCCUUCCUAUCUUUCCUUAGAUUCAGCUCUAAUCGGGUCAGGGCACAAAUCAAAUAAAGCUGGCCUGAAUAACUGAAUUCUAGGAAACAGCGCUACGUCAUUUUUCAUAUGCCAAAGCUUCUGUUUCCUCUGUGCACUGUUGCUACAUUUUCAGUAAUAACUUGCUCAGCAUCAAAGGUACUAGGUGGGUCAGAUUUGGGCGGAACCUGUACCAUGUUUGAAUCUGUCUGGCUUAAAAUAUUUGGAAACACUGUAGUGAAAGGGGCAGACUGAAACUCCUCUGGAGCUUCUGGUGAUUAAAUUUGUCUUCCAGUGAAUUGCUGUUAAUUUCAAGCUUCCUGAAUUUGAAAAGCUUUUCCACUGAUGGUGAUUUCCUUCUAAAUGAGCUUUCAUUGAAUUUAAUGCUCAACAUUCUCUUGGGCAUUUUGCUAUCUUGUGGAGGGGAACACCCACAUUUUCCAAACACAGCAGUUAUAGACUAAUUUUUUAAAAAAUUUUAAUCUGUAGGAUUAAGCCAGAAGUACAAAGACCAGCGUAAAGGGAGGUGGCAUCCUUGUGUUGAGGGUCAGCGCUUCUGCUGUGUCCUGACAGCACCUCUGUGCGGUGAAGGCCUGGCCUAGGAAUGAGGUGCUGUGUGCCGCAGGGGGCGCCAGGUACUCCUUACAGCCCAUAGCGUAUAUCACUUACACGUGGGAAAAAUCUUUUGCGAUUAUUUUUGUA